This is a messenger RNA of Plodia interpunctella (Indianmeal moth), 2342 nucleotides long. RefSeq lists its product as uncharacterized. Lineage: Eukaryota; Metazoa; Arthropoda; Insecta; Lepidoptera; Pyralidae. The transcript is spliced from 3 exons. The record is from RefSeq and is a predicted model, not a curated record. Bases 944 to 1342 code for a protein of 132 amino acids.
UUUCAUCGAAUAAAUAAUACUUAGUUCGGGAGAAUUUGGAAAAUCAUCCGUAAUAAAAUGUGACGCGAAGACCAAAGGCGUGCCAAAAUCUUGCCUCUCAGUAGUAUAAAAAAAUACUAUUUACCUAUUUAAGACUUAGCUAUACACAAUUUGCAUAUGGUGUGUCUAGUUACAUACCUCUUUGGUGCACAAAUUAGGUUACUGCCACCUACUCUCCCCAUAUUUCAAACGCUAAAUAGGCCGCUUCGUGAUCGCGGACAGUUUGUUUUGCUAAACGUUGUCGCAACCAUUCAGCUAACUUGCGAACACUUUACGUUAGGAACUUUUGCAUAUCGACACUACUCUGAACGAGGCCGAUAUAAUCCAUUGAAAAAACCAAGUACUUUAACAUACUUUUUACGUAUUUUUUCAAGCUUUUUAGUUUACAUAUCCCGUCUGUUUGUAAUCAAAACUCUCUCGCUUGCAAACUCGCUCUAGAUAGUAAAAUUUCCACGUUGCUUCUGACAAUCCAAUAUUGUGAUAAGUGUUACUUGAUUGUGCACCCAGGCUCCAAAUGGGGAAACUCCUCAACUUUACUGUACCACUGCACAAGAUCUCAGUGACGAUUAACUUAUUUAAAUGUCAUUUUUUUUUGUACAAAACUGAUUUUGAUCAGAGCUUCCAAACUGAUAAGUAUACAGUUACUGUUAUAAAGCAAAUCCAGCAAAACACGUUACGAAAGUCGCUCGAGAAUAUCAAAAGGUAAAUAACAAUUGUGGUACAAAUUCGCACAUUUUAUCGCCUGAUAAAAUUAUGUUACCAGUCAUAAUGCAACUAUUGUAAGGUUCGCUCGAUCUGGAGUAUCGUCUGGCUAUUUUGUAAACACACUCAAUCACGGUUGAAAAUAGCAAACACUUGGUGGGAAACGCUGGUGCGAAUUCUGCAUAAGUGUAUUAAUGACACAAUGGACGCGCGGGUCGCCGCCCUGCUUUCCAUCGCGGUUUGUGUCACCGCCCCCUAUGUCCCGAGAAGAUGUAUAUUGUUUCAAAGAGUCUGUGUCUCCCACUGUCCGCGACUAAUGCACGCGUAUCACACCAGAUGUGACAGAGACACACUGUCACAACGCACGUGUUCAUCGCCAGUAAUUCACAGCAUAGGUUUCACGUGCGGUUGGUCCCGGUGUGAUUGCAACGGGCCCAUGAUGUACGACGAAGUCCAAGGUUUUUGUGUUCAUGCAGACGAAUGCAUUAAUUUGAAGGGGAAGAAGUUGAAAAACAAAAGGCGCAAGCAUAAAAACAGGAUAUCAAAGAAACUACGACUUGACGACGAAGAUGAAAUGAUGGAUAAAAGAUUACGAACUUAAAGCAUACGUAAUGUGGUUGAUUCUUGUCCUUAAUAAAAUAAAUAAACAGUUUACGGGUAACACAAUCACAGGCUAUGGCUAGACAAUACUUUAAUGCCGGCUCCAAAAUGUCGUCGAACAGUUUGCCAAACUUUGGCGGAUUCGGUUGACAUUGCUGAUUUUUCAUUGCGGUUAAAAUAAAAGCGCUUCACUUCAAACAUGUUCACGCAUUCGCGUCGGCAUGUGUCCGAGUUCGACGACAGUGUGGAGCUGGCAUAAUAGAAAACAAGUAAGGUAUUUGUUCUGAGCUGGGAAGCAAACCCAGGAUUAUUCAAUUUAAUUAAGGCCAUUAUUCAAUUUCUUACACUUCACCGUUUGUUUGUUGUUCUGUUUUUAGAUUGUUCUUAGAUUUGUUUUUAUAUUAAAGUACAGUUGGAGGGUCAGAUGAAUCUGACCCUCACCUUAGUAACUUGCUACCAGGGAGUCAGAUUUCUGCCCGCGACUGUACAUAAGUAUAUUAUCAAGAAUUAUUCCGAUACAAAUUAUCGCUUAAUUACUUACUUACAUUCUUUCUCUUUCACUUCUAAACCAAGUAAUAUAACUACUUAAACUUUGAUGGGUGUGUAAUUCAUUCAUUCAUAAAUCACAACUAUAAAUAGAAGAUGGUUCUAGCAAUAAACACAUUUUUUUCAUAAAAAAAAUUAAGCUUUUUUAUUUUUAACGCUGUAAUUCAAUAUGUACCUAGGUAUUUCGUUACCUACAUAGGUUGUAGAGCCAAAGUAUAAGCUGACAUAUAAUGUAGUAGCAAGUUGCAGUCACAGGAUUUCCAUAGACGUAUUAUUUUAUCACCGUCUUGUGCCAUAUAGGCAAUAGUUUUGCCUACAGUAUACCCUCAUGUUUGCUGUGCCCUUGCAGGGCGUCAUUUGUACUUAUAAUUAUAUUUAUGUAACAACUUCGAACUUGUGGCUUGCAAUAAAUCUGAAUCUGAAUCAGUUUGUGGCAAAAUUUGGCGGAUUCAACG